CUAUCGUUGGUUGGCUGCCUUGGGAAGUGUGUCAGCUAGAGAGAGGCAGAAAUUGAAUAAAGUCAAUAAUACACACUGAAUAAAAAUGGCCGGAACAGCUUCAGUAGCUGGUGAAGUGUUCGUCGAUGCUUUGCCAUAUUUUGACCAAGGUUACGAUGCAGCAGGUGUCAGAGAAGCGGCUGCAGCGUUGGUCGAGGAAGAGACCAGAAGGUACCGACCGACCAAGAACUACCUGAGUUACCUGCCCACACCUGACUUCUCUGCUUUUGAGACAGAAAUUAUGAGGAAUGAAUUCGAACGGCUUGCGGCUCGGCAGCCCAUGGAUCUCCUGAGCAUGAAGAGAUAUGAGCUGCCAGCGCCUUCAGCAGGACAGAAGAACGACAUUACAGCGUGGCAGGAGUGUGUCAACAACUCAAUGGCCCAGCUGGAGCACCAGGCAGUCCGCAUUGAGAACCUGGAGCUCAUGUCACAAUAUGGAACCAACGCAUGGAAAGUUUACAAUGAUAACUUGGCCUUCAUGAUUGAGAUGGCACAAAAGGAACUUCAGAAAUUCAGAAAGCAAAUUCAGGAUAUAAACUGGCAGCGUAAGAACGAUCAGUUGGCAGGAGGAGCCAAACUGCGAGAGCUGGAGUCAAACUGGGUGUCUCUGGUCAGCAAGAACUAUGAGAUCGAGCGGGCCAUCGUCCAGCUGGAGAAUGAAGCCGCACAGCUCAGGCAACAGCAGGGGGACGAGAACAAGGAGAAUAUCCGACAGGACUUCUAGAGCAGCAGCAGCUUUCACCCUCAGAGAACUGAUCUACAAACUAAUGAUCCCUCAGUCAAACAGAUUUCGUCUUGUACCAUAAGGCUUACUGGACUAAGAAGCCAGAGGAGUGAAAUUACCCGUAUGGAGGAGUUUUAAUGUGAAACUGCAUCCUCCAACAACUUUGAUACUCAGAAGGAGCUGUCCAGAAACCUCAGUGACAACACACAUUUUAAAAGACCUCACACCUCUUAUUCUACUGUACAGACUGUGGUGGAAUAUGGUGUAAUGCGACUUUUUGAGUGUACUUUUAUUUUUUUUUUUCCCCCCCAAGAAUCACAGAUGCUUAAAGCAAGACUAUGCACAGUUUGCAGAAAAGAUGGAACACAUUCACCUUCCAGUAAAGCUGAAUUCAAGUGAUAAAACACACACCUUUACUUUAGUAUUCUCAUGCAGGGUUUCCCACAGGUUGCAAAUUUACUUGUGGUGGUGGGUGACGCGGCGUGUGACCGAUGCAUAUGAUGAGUGUAACCCAGGUUAUUUUCUAAAUGCCUCAUGGUAGCUUAUGGUGGCUAAUGCUAGCUAGGUUUAGAUAGAUAUUGUUGUGUAACUGGCAUUGUGGAGACUCCUUUCUCCUUGUGCUACUGUUGUAUCAGCAUUAGCAUUUAAUAUUAUUUCAUAAAUGCCAUGUAACAUUAUUCAGCUACAGUUACAUAGUCUUACUUCAACAUGCGAUUUAUACCAGCAUGUAGGUUUCAGUCUCUCAGGCUGCCUACCAACAUAGGAGUGUGUUUAGAAUUGAGUGUACAUAGUGUGUCAAGUCUGUUGAUCACAAAAUUAACUCUGUGAGUCCUUGCCUUGACUUCCAUUCAUGUUAUUUUUAUGAUGUUUUAAUAAAAUGAACAUUUCUUAUA
Molecule: messenger RNA, 1656 nt
Organism: Toxotes jaculatrix (banded archerfish)
Lineage: Eukaryota; Metazoa; Chordata; Actinopteri; Toxotidae
Gene: bcas2
Product: BCAS2 pre-mRNA processing factor
Exons: 7
Coding region: 86-763 (225 amino acids)
Biological process (GO): mRNA processing
Cellular component (GO): Prp19 complex; precatalytic spliceosome; catalytic step 2 spliceosome
Source: RefSeq, a predicted model, not a curated record